This is a messenger RNA of Aedes albopictus (Asian tiger mosquito), 1418 nucleotides long. RefSeq names its product elongation of very long chain fatty acids protein 7. Gene Ontology annotation, biological process: fatty acid elongation, monounsaturated fatty acid; fatty acid elongation, polyunsaturated fatty acid; sphingolipid biosynthetic process. Gene Ontology annotation, cellular component: endoplasmic reticulum membrane. Gene Ontology annotation, molecular function: fatty acid elongase activity. NCBI's taxonomy places the organism in Eukaryota, Metazoa, Arthropoda, Insecta, Diptera, Culicidae. The record is from RefSeq and is a predicted model, not a curated record. Bases 203 to 1114 code for a protein of 303 amino acids. The transcript is spliced from 5 exons.
AGCUUGCAGGCCACUGCUGGUAUUGGUGACGACAGCUAUGAGUUGGUAACAAUGAUUCGACGUAAUUUUUCGCGUCUUUGAUGAACACCUUAGUUUUGCACGGGACUGCAGGAAGUUAGGUCCAGUAGUGCACGUGCGUCGGGUCCAGACGGGUGCGUUCAAUCGCGGAAAACCGGCGUUUGUUGUCUAGUUAUUGGCCAGGAUGUUGGUGCUACGAUACUUGGCAUCUUUCUACAACUACGUUAACUAUGAAGUUAGCGAUCCGAGGGUCAACGAUUUGCCGUUGAUGGGAACACCCUGGCCUGGAUUUGCCAUCCUUGGACUGUAUCUUUGGUUUGUGUUGGAAUGGGGACCCAAGUGGAUGGAGCAUCGGAAGCCCAUGAAGAUCGACAACAUAAUUAAGAUAUACAAUCUGGUGCAAGUGUUGUUAUGCUUAUUUCUUUUUGUGGAGGGAUUACGAUUGUGCUAUUUGCGAGACUACAGUUUUCUAUGUCAAGGGGUGGACUAUUCGACUGAAGAGGUGCCCUUAGCGAUCACCAGGCGAGCCUACAUUUACUUCAUGGUGAAAGUGUUGGAUCUAUUAGACACGGUAUUCUUUGUAUUACGGAAAAAGCAAAAUCAAGUCACUUUCUUGCACGUUUAUCACCACACCGGAAUGGUAAUGCUGAGUUGGAGUGGGGUUAAGUGGUUCCCAGGUGGCCACAGUGUGUUUAUGGGAUUCAUCAACAGUUUCGUCCACGUGGUGAUGUACUAUUACUAUUUCCUAACAUCCAUCAGUCCAAAGUACAAGGGCAACGUUUGGUGGAAGAAACACAUCACUCAACUGCAAAUAAUUCAAUUUGGAGCAAUAUUCCUCCAGUGGUUCGUGCUGGCGUUUCAACCGAAUUGCGACUUCCCCAAGUGGCCUCUGUUUGUCAUUCUUCCGCAGAACCUCUUCAUGUUUGUGUUGUUCCUCGAUUUCUACUACAAAGCGUACAUCAAGAAGAAGUCACCCAGCAAAGUCGAACCGACCGUAGAAGCGCAGAAGGUGAGAAGCGGCGACGAUGGCAAUGAGUUCAACGGUCGACACCCGGUCCUAACGAAAAAAACGAUGGUUGAUAGUCACGCCGAUUAGCACAAAAGCACAAAACAGAGCAAAAAUGCUGCUUGGGACAAAACGAAAUUGUCGUGCCGGCGUGCUUUGUGUCAGGAGGUAGCUGCUCAGUCUGAUUAGUAUGUAUAGAUGUAUAAUGUAUGUAGGAAUAUCGUUGAUUUGCUGUAGCCUAUAGGGCCGUUUGAAAAUCGACCCGGAACACACGCCAACUAAGCAGAAGUCGAAUGGAGCAAAGACGAUGAUAGUGCGUGUUAAUUCCUAUUAUUUAAUUAGAGCAAAUAAAUGCGAAUGUACUCGUUUGUGACCUAAUAUAUAAGAAACAACA